AUGGCAAAGUACGGCUUCGAGCUUAACUACAAACCUGGGAAAGCGGCGGCGACGCUACACCUGGCAGGGCCAAACUUGAUGGAUGCAAAGCGGAAAUACAACAAAGAAGGAGGAGUCAAUAUCGACAUUGAAAGCAUAAACGAGUCAGCGACAGUGGUGGCAGCGCACAAACAUCUCGGAGUGGAGCUAACUGCGGACAACACAUGGCAGCCAGAGAUACAGAAGCGUGCUAUAUGCCACAAGCAGGAGAUGAAGAACCUGAAAACGAUAUGCACGAACCCGAAGACCACGGCGAAGGACAAACUAAAGUACACGAAGAGGGACUACGUGGACGCCAUGAUGCAGGAGAUCAGCAGAGCAGCAAACACGGAGGACGACUGCAGCAUGAUAGGCAUGGCCUGCACCCAGCUGAAGGAGGAGAUGGUUGCCAAGUGGAGAGACAACAUCGACACAGGCCACGCCGCGCUGCAGGGCAUCCCCAUGAUCCUCGAGAUCAUGACGCAUAUCACGAACACGCCCGAGGUCAAGGAUCUGAUGUCUUUCCAGGCGGAUUGUGUAGGGCUGCGGGGGGACCGGCAGGUGGUGCUGGCGGCCGUGCGGCGCUGGGGCGCCGCGCUGCAGUUCGCGGCGCCCGAGCUCCGGGCCGACCGGGAGGUCGCCCUUGCGGCGGUCGGGGUGGACGGGCUGUCGCUGCCGUACGUCGCGCCCGAGCUGCGCGGCGACCGCGAGGUGGUGCUCGCUGCCGUGCGCAGCUGCGGCUCCUCGCUCGCGCACGCCGACGCGCGCCUGCGCGCCGACCGCGGCGUGGCGCUCGCGGCCGUGGCGGCGCGCGGCCAGGCGCUGCGCCACGUGGCGCAGGAGCUGCAGUCCGACCGCGAGGUGGUGCUCGAGGCCUCCAGAACGUGGGGCUCCGCCCUGACGUGCGCCGCCGAGGCGCUCCGGGGCGACCCCGACUUCGUCUGCCGCGUGGUGAGGGUGCGGCUGGACGCCCUCAAGG
This is a messenger RNA of Prorocentrum cordatum, 997 nucleotides long. NCBI's taxonomy places the organism in Eukaryota, Dinophyceae, Prorocentrales, Prorocentraceae. The record is from the annotation of a GenBank genome assembly.